AUUCAGAGAAGGAAUAUGAUUGCCAAGAUUAUAUUCCCUCCCAAGUACACAGCGAACGGUACUUUGUGGAUCUAGAUAUCGGCGAUUGUCGCGCAUAGCUCGCCACUCAAUAUGAAUGGCGACGUUACAAGUCGCAGCACUCCUGUCCCUCAACAGACGUCCUGUAAUGCCCCUUCUAUACAGUGUCAAGAGCAGAGGGCGUUAAACAAGCAUGAAGUCGGUUGGAGGAGGAUCGUUCGGAACUUUACCCCAUCAUGGUUUUCGGUGACUAUGGGUACAGGCAUUGUUUCUGUACUGCUCAACAGUCUACCAUACAACGGCAUAUGGCUGUAUUGGAUCGCCAAUGUCAUUUUUGCACUCAAUGUACUACUCUUUGUUGCAGGAUGUGUGGUGUCCUUUUUGCGCUACGUUCUCUAUCCGGAAAUUUUCAAAGCUAUGAUCAUGCACCCGGUACAGUCUAUGUUUAUGGGUACUUUCCCCAUGGGUUUGGCGACAAUCAUCAAUAUGUUCUGCGCAGUUUGUGUGUCAGCCUGGGGUGAGUGGACCAGGAAUUUCGUCUGGGCGCUAUGGAUAUUCGAUGCUGCAGUAUCGGUCAUGAUUGCUCUUUCAUUGCCCUUUAUGCUUAUGGCGCACCACAAACAGUCAGAGCUCUCCAGCAUGACAGCUGUGUGGCUUCUACCCGUGGUUACUUGUGUUGUCGCAGCCUCAUCUGGUGGUGUAGUCGCCGAUGUCCUACCAAACCCACAUCAUGCUCUAUGGACUAUCAUAGUCAGCUACGUCCUAUGGGGAAUCGGUAUGCCUCUGGCACUGAUGACCAUGGUGAUAUACUUUAUGCGUCUUACGCUAUACAAGUUACCCCCGAAAACAGUGAUUGUUAGCGUCUUCCUCCCCUUGGGUCCUAUGGGCCAGGGAGGUUUUGCCGUUAUGAAACUUGGUGCAUCAGCGCAGAAUAUAUUUCCAAAAACUCACACACUCGAGGGCAGCGCUGGUUCAACUUUCUAUGCAAUGGGAUUCCUGACCGCACUCAUCCUUUGGGGCUUUGGUCUAGUGUGGCUGUUCUUCGCAUCAGCAUCUAUCGUGCAAUGUAGGAGAUUUCCAUUCAACAUCGGCUGGUGGGGAUUCACUUUCCCUCUCGGCGUUUAUGCCGCGAGUACAUGUCAACUGGGACGAGAGCUGCCCUCGACUUUCUUCUCGGUACUGGGAACAAUUCUUUCUCUAUGCGUAGUGGCUCUCUGGAUUGUCGUCUCCCUUGGCACUCUGAAGCGUGCUGUCACCGGGGACAUAUUUCAUGCUCCCUGUCUUGCGGAGAUAAAACCCAAGCAAGAAGAGGGGAGAGACGCCAGCAAAGCUGCUUGAGUAACUUUUCCUUGAAGUAUAUUUCUCGUAUUUGCCAUUUGGCUAAAAGUUUGUAGCGUUGUACGUGUAAUAUUCUACGGCUUAGCGCAUAUUCACCUGAUCUAUAUAUUUUGAACUACUUAAUGAAAUGGUCGAAUGGAGGAUAUCCGCGAGAAUCAACCUAUUUCUAAACAUACAGAAUAGUACAUAUUACAAUCUACAACUCACAAAAAGACAG
This is a messenger RNA of Paecilomyces variotii, 1573 nucleotides long. Its product is annotated as sulfite transporter Ssu1. Gene Ontology annotation, cellular component: plasma membrane. The transcript has 5 exons. Lineage: Eukaryota; Fungi; Ascomycota; Eurotiomycetes; Eurotiales; Thermoascaceae. Gene Ontology annotation, molecular function: sulfite transmembrane transporter activity. Gene Ontology annotation, biological process: transmembrane transport; sulfite transmembrane transport. The record is from RefSeq and is a predicted model, not a curated record. Bases 112 to 1356 code for a protein of 414 amino acids.